Clarias gariepinus (North African catfish) is the source of this 3181-nucleotide messenger RNA. Its product is annotated as sterol 26-hydroxylase, mitochondrial. Gene Ontology annotation, molecular function: oxidoreductase activity, acting on paired donors, with incorporation or reduction of molecular oxygen; heme binding; iron ion binding. The record is from RefSeq and is a predicted model, not a curated record. The transcript has 9 exons. Lineage: Eukaryota; Metazoa; Chordata; Actinopteri; Siluriformes; Clariidae. Gene Ontology annotation, biological process: glucocorticoid biosynthetic process; cellular response to peptide hormone stimulus; cholesterol metabolic process. Gene Ontology annotation, cellular component: mitochondrial inner membrane. The coding region runs from base 253 to 1821 and encodes 522 amino acids.
GUUAAAGGAAAUCAUCGCAGCAGGGGCUUCGAACACUUAGUCCUAGUGAGCUGCUCGGUGGGAGAGGUUUUGGUUAGAUAUGUAACCCCGCUGAAAAGACCUUUGCACACUUUCCUGUCGGUGUUGAGGCUCGGCCUUUCAGCUGAAGGUCACUCGCGUUCAUCUGGUCCGGGACAGGGGCCACUACAGGGCGCAGGUCGGAGAGGAGAAGCACACAGGGAGAGAGUUAGAUAACCGUGGAGAGGCGCAGAAAUGUUCUGUAAGCCGCUGGUAAGAAAUAGUCUGCUGGUGUUAAAGCAGGAUUCUCUGACUGGACUGAAAUGCGUCGCGUCGGCGGGUGUGAACGCGAGACGCCAGAACUCCGUGUCCCAGUGCAGCGGAAAACCCAAGACCAUAGACGACUUGGGCGGACCCAGCUUCCUAACAUCUCUAUACUGGCUUUUCGGCAAAGGCUAUUUUCAGAUUACUCACCAAAUGCAGAUUGAGCACAGCAAAAUCUACGGUCCUCUGUGGAAGUCCAAGUUCGGGCCAUUAGUGGUCGUGAAUGUUGCCAGAGCAGACCUCAUAGAGCAGGUACUAAGACAGGAGGGCCGUCACCCCAUUCGAUCUGACAUGCCCCACUGGAGAGGAUACCGGGAGCUCCGCAACCAGGCUCAUGGCCCUCUCACAGGGAUGGGGGCAGAAUGGCAACGCAUAAGAAGCAUCUUGAACCCUCGCAUGUUGAAGCCCAAACAUGUGUCAGGCUACAAUAACUCCAUAAACGAGGUGGUAGGAGACUUUGUAGAGAAGGUGGCUUGGCUACGGGCAACAAAAGGCAAUGGCGUAAUGGUGAAUAAUCUUGCUGAAGAACUCUACAAGUUUUCAUUUGAAGGGAUAUGCUCUGUGAUAUUUGAGACCCGGCUUGGCUGUCUGAAUGAUGAGAUCCCUGAGGAAACACAGAAGUUCAUCUUUUCUGUUGGAGAAAUGUUCCGGCUUUCGCACAUCGUUGUCCUUUUCCCAAAGUCUGUGUGGCCAUACCUACCCUCUUGGAAGAAAUUUAUUGCUGCUUGGGACUACCUUUUCAAAGUUGCGGAUGAUCUAAUUCAGAAAAAGAUGGCAGACAUUCAGGAGAAGGUGAAACAGGGACUUCCUGUAGAUGGGUACCUUACUCACCUGCUGCUCAGUGAGCAAAUGACCUCCACCGAGGUGCUGGGAAGCAUCACUGAACUGUUACUAGCUGGAGUCGACACGACAUCCAACACUAUUUCCUGGGCUCUAUACAAUUUGGCUCGAGAUCCAGAGUCGCAGCAGAGACUCUACGAGGAAGUAAUCAGCGUUUGUCCAGGUGACACGGUGACUUCCAGUGAAGAUAUCAGCAGGAUGCCUUGGCUCAAGGCUGUUGUUAGAGAGACACUUCGGUUAUAUCCUGUGGUGCCAGGGAAUGCUCGAAUCACCGCUGAAAAUGAAAUAGUGGUGGGUGGUCACCACUUCCCUAAAAAUACGCUGUUCCACUUGUGCCACUAUGCGGUGUCCUAUGAUGAGAACAUAUUCCCAGACCCCCAGAAGUUUUCACCACAGCGCUGGCUGAGGGAAGAGAAGCAGUUGAACCAGCACCCAUUCGGCUCUGUGCCGUUUGGAUUCGGCAUCCGUGCAUGCUUGGGAAGAAGAAUUGCAGAGCUAGAAUUGUAUCUCAUCUUGAGCCAGUUAAUAAAACGCUACGAAGUGCGACCAGAUCCCACAGGAAAGACCGUGAAGCCAAUUACAAGAACUGUGAUGGCCCCAGCCACAUCGAUUGACCUUCAGUUUAUUGACAGGCCAGUCAGGCAGAAAACCUCUGUCUGAUAACAUAGAGUAAACCGUCCCGAAACUGUUAGCAAACUACUUUAGACUACUAUUUUACACUGCUGUACUUUUCUUAAUGAGGCAUCUAAUGGCUGGAUUUUAAGAAAGUAAAACACAUAAAGAUGAUAUUCAUUGUAUUACUCAUAGACCAUAAGGAGUACAACCGUAUACCGAGUUGUGUUGGGUACUGACAAGUAUAAUGAAACUGUCUAACUGGUUGUAAUUUGGGUUUAAUUUUAAUAUUUAAAUGUGAAAAUAAUUCACCCUGAAAUAACCUGAUUUGUUUAACUGUGCGAAAUGCAGUUUUAAUCUUUCCUAUAAAUGUGGGUUGACAAAUUCCUCGCUAUGGGUUCUGUCUUAGUAAAUACAAUGGCACCACCAUAAGGUCUAAUAUAGAAAUACAGUACAGUGGAACCUUGAAUUAUGAGCAUAAUUCGUACCGGAAGCGGGCUCGUCAAAUGAGUUUUCCCAUUAGAAAUAAUGGAAACACAAAAUAUUUGAUUUCCACAGCCCAAAAAAAUAAAUACAUAACAAUAAUUAACACAAAAUAUAAAGUAAAAUAAAAAAAUUAACAUGCACUUUACCUUUGAAAAAAAUCGCGAAAGAGCAGUGUUUCUGUGUAGAGCAGAGAGAAAGUGUGUGUGUCUGUGUCUGUGGAGGCGAGCGUAGGAGGGGGCUUUGGGUGUGUGUGGCACAGUUUCCAAUUAUGCGUGUGCAAACAGACACAAAGAACAGGCUGAGCCUUGAGCAGAGAGAGAAUGGAUCUUUAACCUCAAUAAUGAGACUUGCUUUUGCUUUACAUGCGCGCUGUACACACACGCAUACAGACACAAAAUAAAAUAUGUUUUACACACACGUGGUCACAGUGUAAUAGUAAACAGUACACACAUGCAUGGAUGUUGAUUAUACCAGUAGGACACGUGCACUAAGACCCAGCAGGGGAGACGAUUUCCCACAAUUCCGCAGCGCAAGAGAGAAAAACUGUUGGCUUAGUUGUGACCACGUGACACUCGGGGUCAAAACAAGAAGCGCAUGCGUGAUACAUGAUACCCGAUGCUCGUAAACCAAGACCUGUUCGUUUUUCAAGUCAAUUUUUUUUUUUUAAUCUUUGCUCAUCUUGCGAAAAACUCACAAACCACCUUACUCAUAAUCCAAGGUUUCACUGUACACAUUAAGAAAUGGUAAAAGCAAACAUGCACAUUUACUUUUGAUAUCUUUGAAAUGCUUGUUGUAAUUAAAUACUUAUUGAUGUUUAAAAAAGGGCUCUUAAUCAGUGUUUGUAUAACCUUUUACAUAACUAUGCUAUUAUGAUAAAAGAAAUAAAGGUUAUGAUGAAAUGAAAUGUACAUUUUCCUCAAAA